Solea senegalensis (Senegalese sole) is the source of this 2835-nucleotide messenger RNA. RefSeq names its product protein phosphatase, Mg2+/Mn2+ dependent, 1Bb (gene ppm1bb). The transcript has 6 exons. Gene Ontology annotation, molecular function: protein serine/threonine phosphatase activity; magnesium ion binding; manganese ion binding. The coding region runs from base 400 to 1548 and encodes 382 amino acids. Lineage: Eukaryota; Metazoa; Chordata; Actinopteri; Pleuronectiformes; Soleidae. Gene Ontology annotation, cellular component: cytosol; nucleus. Gene Ontology annotation, biological process: positive regulation of canonical Wnt signaling pathway; negative regulation of canonical NF-kappaB signal transduction; protein dephosphorylation. The record is from RefSeq and is a predicted model, not a curated record.
UUGUUCAGCACCCAAAGUCGAAGGAUAGCUCUGGCCUUUCAAUGGAAGAAAGUACGAGAUUUGCCAGUGUUGUGUAAUUUAACCAAUUCUCUGUGUCCAUAUUUGUUUAGGAACGAACGUAAUUGUCUUCAUUUAAUGUGAGAUACAUAACUGGCUUCAAACAUGCGUAAAAAUCAACGCUGUCCAAGCAGGGAACCACCGAGAAAGGAAUUAUCGCCGCUCAUCUGAGGCCAAUCUCGAUUAUUUUUGUCAAAUAAGGAAACAUAACAUAGCUAUCCGGCUAACGUUAGCUCCGUAUAUAGCUAGGUUACCGACAUAUCUUCCCACCAAAACAGAAGCCAGCAGAUCAUCAAGAUUGGAUCUACAUUCGCACAGCAGCAGGAAAACCUAUAGGCAGCAAUGGGUGCAUUCCUGGAUAAGCCGAAGACGGAAAAACAUAGUGCCCACGGUGAGGGCAAUGGGCUGCGAUACGGCCUGAGCUCCAUGCAGGGCUGGCGGGUGGAGAUGGAGGAUGCCCACACAGCUGUUGUGGGUCUCCCCCAUGGGCUCACCGACUGGUCCUUCUUCGCUGUUUAUGAUGGCCAUGCGGGCUCCCGGGUGGCCAACUACUGCUCCGGCCACCUGCUGGAGCACAUCUUGUCAGGAAGUGGCGACUUCGGUUCAGGACAGGGCUCUGUGGAGGGCGUGAAGGACGGCAUCCGCUCUGGCUUCCUGAACAUUGAUGAGUACAUGCGCAGCUUCACCGACCUGCGGCAGGGCCUGGACCGCAGUGGAUCAACGGCCGUGUGUGUGUUGUUCAGCCCGACUCACCUCUACUUCAUUAACUGCGGCGACUCUCGAGCCGUGCUGAGUCGAGACAGCAAGGUGGGUUUCUCCACCCAGGACCACAAGCCCUGCAACCCCCUUGAAAAGGAGCGGAUCCAGAAUGCUGGUGGCUCAGUCAUGAUCCAGAGGGUAAAUGGCUCCCUGGCUGUGUCUCGGGCCCUGGGGGACUACGACUACAAAUGUGUGGAUGGUAAGGGCCCCACGGAGCAGCUGGUCAGCCCAGAGCCUGAGGUGUGUGUGUUGGAACGAACUGUUGAAGGAGACGAGUUCAUAGUGCUGGCAUGUGAUGGGAUCUGGGACGUCAUGUCCAACGAGGAGCUGUGUGAGUUUGUCCGCUCACGACUUCUGGUGUGUGAUGACUUGGAGAAGGUGUGCAACUCAGUGGUGGACACCUGUCUGCAUAAGGGGAGCAGGGACAACAUGAGUGUGGUGCUGGUGUGUUUACCAGGAGCUCCCAAGAUCUCAGAGGAGGCUGUGAAGAAGGAAGAAGAUUUGGAUAAAUACUUGGAGUCUCGCGUUGAGGAGUUACUAGGAAACUGUGGGGAGGCUGGAGUCCCUGACCUGGUAUCAGUCCUGAGGAGCAUUGCCACAGAGAACAUCCCCAAUCUUCCACCUGGUGGCGGCUUGGCCAGCAAACGCAGUGUGAUCGAGGCAGUAUACAACAAGCUGAACCCUCACAGAGAAGAGGAAGGCAGUGCUGGUGAGCUGGAGGACCCCUGGUAGUCAUGGCAAUACUCACCCCCAUCUCCUCCCGGUGACCAGUGCAUCCGCCCAGAGGAGGAGUGUCUCUCCAUUGCGCCAUGUCUUUCUCCACUCAAAAGAGGACAUGUGGUUUGUCUUGGAGUGUGUGAGUGUGUAUGAUGGCUGUGUGUAUGCGUGAGUGUGUGUGUGUGUUCGCAGAAACGGGACAAAAGAUGACAGACGACGACAACACGUGCGUGUACUGCUUUAAACCUGGAGGAAAAACAAAAUCAUUUUUCAGACAUGUUGAGAUUUUAUGAACUGAAGCAUUUGUGAUGGUAGAAGUGAUUUUUACCAUUGAGGUGUUUUUUCUUUUCUUUUCUUUUCUUGAAUGUUGUCUUUUUCUUGAAUGUUGACGAUGAACACCUGACCACGAGGACCUAUAGUGUAUGUGUGUGUGUUUGUGUGAGAGAUGAGCUUGUGUUUCGAGGAGGGCCACGAGAAGACAACAUGGAGGAUAAAGACUUCUCCUGGACAUUCUUUAGUGCUCCUGUGUCUGAUAAUUGCCUACCACCUUUGCUUCUCCCCUCCUACAAGACACACACAUGCACACACACAAACUCAAACACACACACCAAAAACAUUAACAUCUCCACCAACUUCCACUUCCUCUUGUGCACAUAUGUGCCACCAUUGCAGGUCACUGCAUGAGAACGUUGGUUCUACAUGUACAGCUACAUGAUUUUUUUCCUGUCAACCCUGGUGGACAGUGAUUGGUUGAGGCUGAUUAAACCCGAAAGGACCUCUGGGCUCUGAUUGGCUCCUGCCAUGUGAGAAGUUAUGUGGAAAUUCGUUUUUGUUUUUUUUCUUUUGUUCUUGUUUUUGCUGAUAACUAUUAGGAUGAUGACGAUGAUAAUCAUAAUGGGGGGAAAUAAAUGGGAGGUUAUUUGGUUUACUCAAGAGCUGAGGGCGAGUUGGACUCAUGGUGGUGGAGCGGGGGUGGAGGCUGUUGUAUCGCUGGUUGGACUUCCUGUAGUAGCAGGGUUUCAACAGCAGGAGGGUGGAUACUUCUCCACCUUCCUCCUUACCAUUUCAUAUGGAGGUACACACACAACGGCGAACUGUCCUGACAAGAGGGAAUUUUUUUUUUUUUUUAAUGUUGUCCAUAAGGUUACUAGCUGCUCGCUGUGUAGAGUGAGUGAACUCCCUGUUUUAACCCUGUUCCUGGUUCUCAGACUGCAUUGAUAAUGUUUGUAUUGCUGUUGUUUGAUUGCACUCACAUUUGAUUACAGAAAGCGUCUAUAUAUGAAAUAAAAUACCUGCCAAGGA